AUGAAGUCCCGGCGACCCAGCUGCACCGACUCCGGAUCCGGGUCCUCGGAACCGGACUCCAAGAGCCCGGAGAAGUACGAGCCCGUCACGAGGCGGCGCUCGGCCGCCAACGCCCGGGAGAGGAAGAGGAUGCAGGGCCUGAACACGGCCUUCGACUCCUUGCGUAAGGUGGUCCCCCAGUGGGGCCAGGACAAGCAGCUGUCCAAGUACGAGACCCUGCAGAUGGCCCUCAGCUACAUCGUGGCCCUGAACCGGAUCCUGACGGAGGCCCGGAGGCACCACGCUCCUCACAGGCAGUGGCUGGACCUGCAGCCGGAGACCUUGGACUACGGUUCCCCCACGGACCAGGACUACAUCCAGUCCUCCUUCUCCUACCAGUUCGAUGGGCACCAGGUCCACGCGUGA
This is a messenger RNA of Pseudoliparis swirei, 405 nucleotides long. It is a transcript of the gene atoh7, whose product is annotated as atonal bHLH transcription factor 7. The transcript has a single exon. NCBI's taxonomy places the organism in Eukaryota, Metazoa, Chordata, Actinopteri, Perciformes, Liparidae. Gene Ontology annotation, molecular function: protein dimerization activity. The record is from RefSeq and is a predicted model, not a curated record. The coding region runs from base 1 to 405 and encodes 134 amino acids.